Oncorhynchus tshawytscha (Chinook salmon) is the source of this 2707-nucleotide messenger RNA. RefSeq names its product ran GTPase-activating protein 1. The record is from RefSeq and is a predicted model, not a curated record. Lineage: Eukaryota; Metazoa; Chordata; Actinopteri; Salmoniformes; Salmonidae. Gene Ontology annotation, molecular function: small GTPase binding; GTPase activator activity. Bases 164 to 1852 code for a protein of 562 amino acids. Gene Ontology annotation, biological process: nucleocytoplasmic transport; signal transduction; activation of GTPase activity. Gene Ontology annotation, cellular component: cytosol; perinuclear region of cytoplasm; nucleus. The transcript has 15 exons.
GCAACUCCACUCCACAAAGUGGCGGAAAAGAGCAAUCUAGUUAGUGGGCCUGUGUACAAAACAACUGAAAGAAGAAAAAACAUUGACGUUAAUCAUUGUAGCAACAAGCGCGCGGAAGAAGGCAACGCGACUAUCAUAAUAUAUCAUCCGUUACGACCCCACCAUGGCUUCCGAUGACAUUGCCCUGCUGGCCGAGGCGCUGUCCAAGACUCAUGUAGGAUAUGGAGAGUUGAGCUACAAGGGCCAGGGACUGAAGCUGGACAACACAGAGUCUGUGAAGGAGUUGGUGCGGGAAAUAGAGGAGUACCAGGGACUCCGGGCCCUGCGGUUGGAGGGAAACACAGUGGGAGUGGAGGCAGCGCAGGCUAUCGCCAAAGCCUUGGAGUGCAAAGACCAACUUCAGAGUUGCCACUGGAGUGAUAUGUUCACGGGUCGCUUGCGCUCAGAAAUCCCAACUGCCCUGAGGUCCCUGGGCAGUGCGUUGAUGACAGCAGGGGCCAGACUGCGAGAGCUUGACCUGAGUGAUAAUGCCUUUGGGCCAGAUGGGAUAAAGGGCAUUGAGACUCUACUGAAGAGCUCUGCGUGUCACUCUCUACAGGAGCUGAGACUCAACAACUGUGGCAUGGGCAUCGGAGGGGGCAAGAUCCUGGCGGCAGCGUUGACUGAGUGUCAUGAACAGUCCAGUGCUCUCGGUGCCCCACUGAAACUGAAAGUGUUCCAAGCAGGCAGAAACCGCUUGGAGAACGAAGGAGCCACAGCCCUUGCCCUGGCAUUUCAGCUGAUGGGAAGCCUAGAGGAGGUGCACAUGCCCCAGAAUGGGAUCAACCAUGCUGGGGUGACUGCUCUGGCCACUGCCAUGCAGCACAACCCCCACCUGCGCAUCCUCAACCUCAACGACAACACCUUCACCAAGAGAGGGGCGCUGGCUAUGGCUCAGGCUCUGAGGCACCUGAGGACUGUGCAGGUGAUCAACUUUGGGGACUGCCUGGUGCGUUCUGAAGGGGCCAUCGCUCUCUCUGCUGUCCUGAGAGAGGGACUGCCCACUCUUAAGGAGCUAAAUCUGUCCUUUGGGGAGAUCACGGAAGCUGCAGCACUGGUGUUGGCUCAGGCCGUACAAGACAAACCCCAUAUGGAAAAACUGGAUCUCAAUGGUAACUGUUUGGGGGAGGAGGGGUGUGAGGCUCUGAAGGAGACUAUGGACAACAUGGACAGGGCUGACAUACUGGCAUCUCUCAGUGAUGAUGAGGGAGAGCCUGAUGAAGAAGAGGAUGAGGAGGUUGAAGAUGAGGAGAAUGGCAAAGAGAUGAAGGAGAAAGGAGUGAAGGAUGACAGAGAGAGUCCAGUGAAGCUUGAGCCAACUUGUCAUCCAGAGAUCCUCUCUUUCCUUAGCUCCCUCACCGCUGAGACACUGCUCAAACUGGGGGACAACAGGACUGGACUCAUCCAGCAACACGUAGAUGUCUCUGACCCUGAUAAGGUUGCCGAUGCCUUCCUGAGAAUCUCCUCUCUGUACAGUGAUGACCAUGAGGUCAAGAAGGCUGUCCUGGAGACUAUUGACAUCCUGUUGAAGAAGGCAUUCUCUGGUUCCUCCCUGCAAACCUACAGCUUCCUGUCCACUCUACUGGUGAUGCUGGGGCUCCUCAAGGGUGAGGGCAAGGUGAAGAAGGUGCAGGUGUUACCUGGUCACCUGUUGGUUUUGGAGCACGCUGUCCAACAGGACUACUUCCCCCAGGACCACGCCACCCUGCUGGACACCUUUGUCGCCAGGCACGGUAAAGCCCUGAAGUCCUGCAGCCAUGCCCGAGAUAGUCUCAAGUCCACACUGGAGAGAAGGAUCUCCCCAGAAUGCUGAGCCCUCCUGCAGCCCAAAUGAAUCAGUCAAAGCCACACAACCUACGCACACACUCCCACUCAGGACACACACUGCACUGAUAAAGGGACAAUCCUUGCAUGAGGACCUCGCAUAGAUACCUUACACUGGACAGAAGAAGGGGACGAAAACCAAUCUACCUACACUCAAUACAUACCUGUGCGUUUUAGAUUCAUGAAGCUCCUCCAAUGAAGACGUAUUGAAGACUAGUUAUUCAGACAGGGUUUCCUCAAUUUUAUUUUUCUAUUUGAUCUUGUUACUAUUUUUUUUUACAAAAAAGGGACAUUUUUGUUAAGCCUUUAAACUAAAGACAUUGUGGGGAGAAAGUGAUUUGAAAAACGGAAUAAAUAUUGAAGUUGAUGGGCACACAAACAAGAAUGGUGGUCAGAUUCAGUAAGAACAUGGUAUUAUGUUCUAGAUUAACCUAGCUGGCCACGUCUGUACUGCUCAGCCUUAAUAUUAUCCCACCAUAUUAUUCCCGAGUUCAACCAGGUCAGAUUCAUUACUGUGCAUCAGACGGUGAGGAGUGGACUACAGUAUGCCUGUGCAUCGCACCGUAUGGACAGGAAUAGACAUCUAUGUAUGUAUUGCUCUUGUACUGUAUGCCGUUAUAACAAUGUGGAGCUCAGGAGACUAACUUGUUGAAAGGGAACUUAUGGGGGAAAUAGAAUUUACCUUUGAUUCUCAUGUGUCUUACAACUUUAAUGUAAUGAACAUUGAUCUGUAUAACAUUGGAAUAGAUGUACAGUAUCAUCAGGACUAUAUUGAUGUUUUUCAUGUUAAUCUGAUUGUAUUGAGAUGAAGUGAGUGAUGUGAUAAAAUAUUACUUUUCCAAGA